AUGCUUUACAAGAUCGUCCAUAAGUUGAAAUGGUUUUACAAGGAAUACAGACUCUCCCAUUUUCUACCCUUUACGGUCCUGAUUACGUACACGUUGAUCGGGGCUGCAUUGUUUCGUCACUUCGAAUUGGAACCAGAUGAAAUUCGAAGGAAAAAGUACCGUGAAAGUACAGAGUAUGCCUUCAAUCAGGUAAGGGACUAUUUUUGACGACCUCUUUGAUCCCUGGGGCUAAACAUAAACUCCCAGAUGUCAUUUGUUUGUUUAUUUUUCUCUUAAUUGUUACCUUCUUUGAACACUUGACUACGUCCAGAUCAUAAAACGGAUGACGGAAAUCCAAUGUGGGAAGGGAAAUGGAAGCUCCUAUCAUCGACACAUCCAGACCCGCGAGACCAAAGAGGCGCUCUUCUGGCUGAUAGACUACCUCAACAUAACGACUGUGAUUGAAGAGCGGUGUGACACGAGCCCCUGGACUUGGACAGGGUCGCUCUUCUAUGCCGGACAGCUCUACACAACCAUAGGUAUGUACGUCCGCUAUUUUUGAGCACGUCAUAUGCAGAGAAAAGCUAUAUUUUAGAACCAAUUCAUCACACGAAAGAGUUUUUAUGAGUUAUCUUGAGAAGAGCUGACUACUGAUUUAGACAGGCGUUUAAAGAAAUGUUACAAGUCAUUUGCCUGCGGGCACAAAAAAACAAAGUAUACAAAUGUUUGCCGUGAAAAGUAUCAAAAUUUUAUGUCAUAAAACGGUAAAAAUAUUGAUUGAAAAAUAUUUAGGGUACGGGUUGCCAGCGGCACAAUCGCCAGGCGGCCGAGUAGCGACCAUCUUCUACAUAAUGAUCGGGAUCCCCAUCUUCUUGAUAAUUCUCAAAGAUGUGGGAAAAAUCUUAUCGAGGACAUUGAGGAAGAUUUACAAAAGGAUGAGAUCGGCCAAACAGAAGCUGCCGGACAGUGCCAGAAGGAUGAGUGA
Molecule: messenger RNA, 964 nt
Organism: Bursaphelenchus xylophilus (pine wood nematode)
Lineage: Eukaryota; Metazoa; Nematoda; Chromadorea; Rhabditida; Aphelenchoididae
Source: the annotation of a GenBank genome assembly